CUUGUUAUUAUGGCGGCCUUCAUGGCGGUGCUGUACGUUGCUGCGCGAUAGAGACGAAACAUUUAUUUCAUUUUUAUUGCCUCCGCGCUGCCGUGUCGCUAUGCCAAAAGUAGUGUCGAGAAGCAUCGUUUGUUCUGAUACAAAAGAUCAAGAAGAAUACAAUGAAGAGAAGCCGCUUAACGUUUAUUACUGCAUCUGCGGUAGUAUGGCCAUGAUUCUUGACUGUGCUAUCGAGAAGUUGCCCCUGCGUCCCAGGGACGGAGCCAGGGUCAUUGAUGGUGCCAAGCAUGCUCACAAGCUGUCGUUCAGUCCUGACGAAGUGGUGCAUAUCAAAAGGCCAGAAGGAAUUGAGAGACAGCACCGGAAAAAAUGCCGAAAAUGUGACCUGCUGCUCUUCUACCAGCAUGACCCAUCGAGCAAUGUUACCUUUGUGGUCAAGGGUGCUGUGUACCGGGCAGGAGAGGGGCCCCUCAAGGCUGGUGUGCUUCUGCAGGCAGCUGUGGAACCCAAGAAGAUCAUGGUGACCAAGCACACCAAGAACAUGGGCAAGUUCAGUUCCGUCACUGUCUCGACCAUCGAUGAGGAGGAAGAGGAGAUUGAAGCGAGAGAAGUGGCCGACUCCUAUGCCAACAAUGCCCGCAUCAUCGAGAAGCAACUUGAACGCAAAGGCAUGAAUAAGCGCAAGUUGAUUGAACAGGUUUCUCAAGGGGAGCAAGAUGUCAAAAAAAAAUUGGUCAGGGGUACUCUUAUUGAUAAGUGACGACUGAUCAGUGUGCGCUGCUUUCUGUGUGCACCAGUCGCAUCUCUUGUAAAUAAAAUAUUUUGCAGUGUA
Dermacentor silvarum is the source of this 832-nucleotide messenger RNA. RefSeq names its product STING ER exit protein-like. The record is from RefSeq and is a predicted model, not a curated record. Lineage: Eukaryota; Metazoa; Arthropoda; Arachnida; Ixodida; Ixodidae. The coding region runs from base 101 to 760 and encodes 219 amino acids. The transcript is spliced from 7 exons.